Symbiodinium sp. CCMP2456 is the source of this 1494-nucleotide messenger RNA. The record is from the annotation of a GenBank genome assembly. NCBI's taxonomy places the organism in Eukaryota, Dinophyceae, Suessiales, Symbiodiniaceae.
AUGAAGUCCCUCAUGCGAGAGAAGCUGGAGACCACACCACUAGAGGUGAAACGAGUGCUGAGAAGUUUCGGGCAACCAGCGGACGACUGUAGCGUAACCUUGCUGCUCACCGAAAAUGGUAUGCCCAAGUACAUCAUUGAGCUCAAGGACGGCACGCGGCUGUUCAUGGGCAGCGUUUUUGGAGACUCGAAAGACUCCGACAAUGUGCUCGCGUCCAUGUGGACGCUGGUGCCAUGCUUUGAGGAGAAGCAGUGCCUUGCAUCGGACAAGCAUACUCCAAUGAGUGAAUGCUCUUACAAGCUGCCAGCCACACUUGGUGCCUUGCACACCGCGUUUCGUGCAAGCGGCGUCAGCAUCGAGGGUCUGAAGUACUACUCUGCUGUCGCAAGCUUCGAUGCGGCCCGGGCGAACCUUCAAAACUGCAUGGCCUCAACAUCGGCGAUGCCCUCGGACUUGCGACCUGUCCUUCGGCCUGUGGAGCAGUGUCUCAGACAGUUGCGGGAAGCCGACGUGGCCGUUUUGGAUGCCCUGCCCCGGCAAGUGAUUCACGGUGACUUCCAGCCGAAGAAUCUGAUGCUGAGCCCAGAUGGCUCCCUGCGCAUCUGUGACACAGAGACCAUGACCCAGGGUCCCAGAAUCUACGACUUGCUCUUCGUCUUCAUGGGUAGCGACGAUGGCGACUUGCUUGGUCACUGGGGCGCGGCGCUGGACCGACUGGAGGAGUACCUUGUCGCCUCCUGGCCGCUGGAUGAGGAUGAGCUGCAGGCGAUGCCUACAGCACUUGCCCACCUUGCGACGGGCAUCGCAGCAUGGGCUGCGCAGAAGUUCGAGAACCCUGGCAGCUUAUCUCCGGAGAGGCUGAUGCAAAUCAUCACCUGCUUCUCCCAGGCCGCCAAGGAGUUCUCAGAUUCGGAGAGGAUCACGGCUUGCUGCCGUCUGGCCAACUGCUUUGCGGGAGGCCCUGCAGUGGAACUCGAGGCUUACUGUACUUACUUCCACAGGACAGAGGAAUUGGGCAUGGGCUUUCAGUGCCCAGCCCUGGAGACCGGCGAGAAGAGAGCAGCCGUUUUUUUCAAUGGCACUUUCUCUCCUGUGCAUGCUGGGCACCUGGCGACGGCUGAAUCCGCCGUUAAGGAGCUGGGAUUUGACAAAGUCACGGUUGUCUUCUCGCCAUGUCAUGAUUCCCAUGAGGGCGGAAAGCUCAAGCAGCUCAGUGUUGGCGUGAAGCACCGGGCUGCGAUGCUAGAAGUUGCAGGAGCCACUGUGGACUUGUAUGAGGCUUACCGUGACACAGCAGCCAUGGACUUGGAAGGUGUGCAGUCGUCCUUCGUGCGGCGGCUGCCCGCCAACUACGAUGCCUUUUUCUUGGUAGGGGCGGACGUUGCGAGCUGGAGGUGGCUUCGGAGGAAAGUGGCUCUCGGCCUCUUCGUGCUGCUUGUAGCGAAUCGCCCGGGAUCCGAAUCUCGCGUUGAAGCUUGCGAAAGGAGCUUCUGA